UCACCUGAACAGCUCCACUGAAGUCGUGAGCCUUUGCCGGGAGAGUUUGAUCUGCAGUGGAGCUGUUCAGGUGAAACCAAUGGGGCAAAUCGAGUGGGCGAUGUGGGCCAAUGAGCAGGCGCUGGCAGCCGGCCUCAUUCUCCUCACUGGAGGAGUUGUGGGGGUGGCCGGACAGUUCAGAGGCUGGCAGUUUGCUGCAUACGCUGUCGCUGCCGGAGCGUUUGUGUGUCUACUCGAGUAUCCCAGAAGCAAGAGGGCCAAGGGGACGAGUGUGGCGAGAACGGGUCAGUACUGCUUCACAGUGUGCGUAAAAGCCUUCGGCCCGCUGACGAGGAACUACUACGUCAGAGCGUUUCUGCAUGCCGCAAUCUGCGUACCUGGAGGUUUCAUGCUCGCCACGGUCCUCGGAUGUGUCUGCUUGGGCAUUGCCAGCCUAAUUUACCUCGCAGCAGCCAUCCGAGGCGAACACUGGGAGCCCAUUCUUCCGAAGAAGGAAACCCGGAAGCCGGUUGCACAGAGCAUCAAGAACCCUCCUCAGAAUCCACCGCCAAGGCCUCCUGCAGAGCUGCGCAGGAAACAAGCGAAGGACCUGGAGGCGGCAGCGUACGACAACCCCAUGCCCGUCACUCUGGACGAGUGACCGAUCCCGGUCCUCUGUAGCCCUUCUCCUCUAAAAAAAAACAGUUACGGUGGAAUUCUGUCCCUCUGGAUGAACAAAUAGCUUUCUGAAGUUUAGUGAAGCUCGUGACUGAGCGACACGUUGAGCGCACUUCUUCUUACCUCAACUUGUCAAAAAGUAAAAUGCUAGGAGGAGAAUAGAUGAAGUGAAUCUUGUAUUUUAUUGUGUUUUUAAACAAGGAUGAAUGUAAACGCUGUAGCUGCUAAGUGGCAACCACAAACCAAUGCUGUCCAUUUACAGGACUGUAGGUCUGUUGGUGUUAGUUUACUGCUCUGAUGAAAGAUCAAACCGUUUUCUGUUCCAGCUGCCUUAUAUUUCAAGUUCUACCGCAUUGCGUCCUCACACUGAAUUAUGUCUCUGCUCUUACCCCCUGUGUGUUCUUAUCGUUAUUGAACAUAUUGGGUUCUGGCUGUUCCGUGCUGAUAUUAGCCACUUCUGAAAGAUUUUUGUCUGCAUUUUUUGAUGUGUUGUAAAUAAAGCCCUCGCAUCCUUUGAAUUAUUAA
Molecule: messenger RNA, 1182 nt
Organism: Stegastes partitus (bicolor damselfish)
Lineage: Eukaryota; Metazoa; Chordata; Actinopteri; Pomacentridae
Gene: cyba
Product: cytochrome b-245, alpha polypeptide
Exons: 8
Coding region: 80-640 (186 amino acids)
Molecular function (GO): heme binding
Source: RefSeq, a predicted model, not a curated record